AGUGAAAUAUAGAGAAAAUUAUAGUGUAGUAUUGGAGCAAAUCUAACUCUAUAAUAGAAUCACUCUAUAAUAUUUUAUCAUUUGAGUAUACGUAAAUUUUACAUUUUAGUAUAUUUCUAUUUAUCUAAAUUGCAGCAUUUUAAAAAUUCAGUCUUUUGUGUAGAUACAGAAAACGAAAUUAUUAAGAAAGAAAUAAAAAAUUAAUUUUCAAAAUAAAAAGUUUUUAUGUAUGGAGUAGAAACUGGAGAGUGAGUUUGGAAAAACAUAUUGCAAAUUAUAUUUGGUUAAAAGGUACAUCAUAUUUUCACUAUUUUAAUAUUUACAUAGAAAUCUGAUUAAAUAUCUCAAGUUUAAUGGAUAUUCAGAUACCAACUAGGAGUAUUAGGUUAGCUUAUUGGGAUUGUUUGAAAAAUACUCUAUUUGUGUUUAAAAUUUUGAAAAAUACACCUUAAUUUUUUUAUUUUUUAAAACUAACUCUUUUUAUAUGUGAUAAGACAUAUUUACCCUAAUUUAACAUAGAUAUUAUAUUCUAAUAAACAUAACUUGAAUUUGGGAAUAUUGUUAUUGCUAUUAUCUUCAAAAUAAACAUAUAUAAUCUAAUAUGAUUAAAUGAAUAACUGGAUAAAAAUCUCUUCAAAUAUUUUCUUACAAUCAAAAUUUAAAGCUUUUUAUAUCAUACAAUUCACUACAUUUUUUCAAACUAUCCGGUUUAAUAAUAACCAUAAACAAUUUGAUUGAUUUAGUUUAAUUAAUAAUAUGACUACAUGUGGGCUGUAAAACAUAGGUACGUCUACUAGCAGCUGUCUCACAUACUAGAGAUGUUUCGGGGAUGGCUUUGGAAACGAUUUGGGAAGGUUUCUGUGAUAGUUGGCUUUAAAUUUGUGUCCAUUGUUGAGCUUAGUAACUUUACCUUGUUUUUCGAGUGGAGACACCAAGAUGAUGGAGCAAUUAAGUUACAAAAAAAAAAGAUGAUGGAGCAAUUAAUGUGUCGAUUUGUUUGCCCAAUUCUGAUUCUGAUAUCUAAUCAGACCAAAGCAGAAUUCACCAUUUUUUUGUUCAAACAAAAAUGGUGUCACUUGGUGUUUUAUAAAACAUCUUCAAGUGAUACGGUAUCUGUAAAUUUUUAAACCGAACACAAACUCUGAUUUUGGAAGAAGAUGACGACAUGUCUUUAAAUUAUACACGUGGAUAAUUUAAAAUGGCCUUCUCAAUUCACCCAUCACAUUUAUCUGAGAGAUAUCAAUCCAAGUCCCACAUUGGAAAAUUAAAUAGAUAGUAUCUAAUAUAUAAAAAGAUGUCCAACUCUAAUAGUGUGAGGCCUUUUGUGAAGGAAACCAAAAGUAAACCCAUGCGGACAUGCCUCUAAGGCCCAAAGUGGACAAUAUCGUACUAAUCGGAUAAUAUAGAGUUGGACAUGAGAUUUCACAAUCCCAACAAUUGGUAUCAGAGCCAGGUUGACGAGAAAUCUGCAAGAAGACCAAAAUUCCCUUCGAAUAGGAAUGGGACCCUUCAAGGUGGAAAGAGAGGUUCGGUAGUGAUUAGUCAGAAGAUCCUGAAAUUGUGGGAAGAGCAUCCUCAAAGCAACUCAAAAUAACCUUGCGACUAAGGGUGUCAAAUGUCGAAGAUGCGACAAGGCACCGAGAUGAUUUGCUAGAGGAAAGGACACAAGGUGUGUGGUCCUUGGCUUGAGGAAGAGAAUGAGAGAUGUCAAUCCAAGUCCCACAUUGGAGAAUUAGAUAGAGAGUAUCUAAUAUAUAAAGAUAUGUUCAACUCUAAUAGUACGAGGCCUUUUAGGAAGGAAACCAAAAGUAAACCCAUGCGGGUCUGCUUCUAAGGCCCAAAGUGGACAAUAUCGUACUAAUCGGAUAAUAUAGAGUUGGACAUGGGAUUUCACAAUCCCAACAUUAUCUAUGUGUGUUUUGAUCAUUAGUCAUUUAGAGGUUUUAAUAUUCAACAUCAUUUUAACAUUUUUCUAUAAUAUGGCUUAAAGAAAGUUACAGGGAAGGGGACGAGUCCCGUUGCUAAACCUCUCGUGAGCUCCUCAAAUUCUAAGCUGAAGUGUUGCAUGUCUUUUCUGCCAAAGUUGUGAUAUGAGAAUAACAAUGACACACUAUUCAUCAUAUUAUUAGCACUCGAUUCUUUAUCCUGAGUUUUGUGAAUUAUAUUAUUUUGUCUGGUUGUACUCGUACUCAGCAAAUCAAAAUCAUAAUUUGGUGGUCAAUCAAGUUUUCAUUUAUAUUUUUUUAAUUUGAAUAUUAGGAUAGUUUAAAACGUUUGAUAAGAAUAAUUUAGUCAAUUCUCUUAGUAGAAAGUGUAGUUUUCAAAAAAAAUUAAGUGAUGGUGUAUUUAUCAAUAUAAAAUCUUAUUAUGAGGUAUUUAUCCAAAUUUGCUCUAGCUUUAAUACAGAUAACCUUUUUUUUCAAAAAAUCUAGCAUUUCAUUAAUCUUCCCAAUAGGGCAUUUAAUACAGAUAACUGAUCACAUAUACGCAUAUACCCCCAAAAAGCAAGAUACGUGCUUCCUACCAAGCCUAACUUGUCAAUACCGAUAGUAAAAAUGCAAUUAUCCCUCAUUUAAUUAGUGACCAACUAGACUUAAAACUACUUUCAAAUCUUUAGUUCACAUAAUUAAUGUGCAAUUUUAAUCCUCACUUAAAUGUUGUAAAAGUAUAUGACUAGAUGCCGACCCUUUAUAUAAAAAGUAGAGUGAAAAGCAAUUGGAUGUAUUAAACAUUUAAAUCGUGUAACCAAAGAGACAAUGAAGGAAGUUCGGCUCAAUAUUGACGCUUGUUUGACUAGAAGGUCAGCAAUCUAAACGCAAACCAGAUUAGAAACUUUUGCACCCGACCAGACCCACUUGAGUUAUAAAGCCACCACCCAAGAAAAUCAGAAGACUUCGAUUUAUACACGUGGCGUGGGUCUCGCUUUUCAGUAUUUUAAAGUGACAUAACUGAUUACGUCAUUAUUCUUAUGUCAUUAUCUUAUCACUCCCAGUGUUUAUAAUUGAUUUCUUGCUUCAACUCGCCCACACUCAACAUAUUGUAUAUAAUUAUGAUGAAUUAAUGAUAAUGUGUUAUCACUUAUAGAUAUCAUGUGCACCAAUAUUUUUUAGGUAUCACUGAUUUGAUUAUAUAGAGCUCGACCUAAGAAAAAUAUAUAUACAAUAAUGAAAAUGUACUUAAGAGAUACGAAAUUUUAAAUGACCUCUAUAAAAUAUUCCCAAGUAAAUUUAAUAACGCAGCUUCCCAAUUACGCACGUUCCCGAUAAUUUAACUAUAUAAUCCAGUGAUUGGAGAGGAAGAAAGCAUAGCUCAUUCAAUUUGUGGCUGUACGUUGAAUCCUCGAGAGAGAGAGAGAGAGAAACAAAAAGGGUUUUAAAUCUUUUAUACAAUGUCAAAAAAAGCAUUGGCCACAUUAUUUGAUUUAGAAUCACAAGAACGUGGUGGUUCUCCUUCAUUUAUGUCACAAACACUCUCCAAGGAUCCACAGCCAACCUCCGACGGAGAUGGUGGGCGGAUUCCGUUAGAAGAGUGGCUGCCGAUCACAGAAUCAAGAAAAGGGAAUGUUUAUACGGCAACGUUUCAUCUUUUCUGCUCGGGACUUGGUUUACAAGUUCUUCUUCUUCCUGCAGCUUUCGCAGCACUAGGAUGGGUAUGGGGAGUGAUAAUUUUAACGGUUGGAUUUGUAUGGAAGCUUUACACGAUAUGGCUUCUUGUUCAUCUCCACGAAGCCGUACACGGAAUACGUUUCAGCAGAUACUUGAGACUCGCAAUUGCUUCAUUCGGUGUGAAGCUGGGGAAACUUCUUGGAAUAUUCCCUGUGAUGUAUCUCUCAGGAGGAGCUUGUUCGAUUCUGGUUAUAACCGGUGGAAAAACAAUAAAACAACUUGUACACAUUAUGUCUGAAGAUGGCAAAGUGCCACUUACUACCUUGCAAUGCUUCGUGAUCUUCAGCUGCCUCGCGGUGGUCAUGUGUCAGUUUCCAAAUCUAAAUUCUCUUUUUGGACUCUCGUUGAUCGGUGGUGUUAUGGCCAUAGCAUACUGCACCGCAAUCUGGAGUUUACCUUUAGCUAGUAUUCCGCAUAGGAAUCAAAACAAUAUCUCUUAUGCUACAAAGGAUACAAGUUUCGAUACCAUUUUUAACGCCAUUGGAUUGAUAGCUAUAUCAUUUCGCGGGAACAACCUCAUCCUUGAGAUACAGGGUACUCUUCCUUCCGAUUCAAAGAAUCCUUCGAGAAAGACAAUGUGGAGAGCUGUGGUGAUCUCUCAUGUGUUCAUUGCAGUUUGUAUGUUUCUAGUAGCCAUUGUUGUAUAUUGGGCAUACGGUGACAAGAUACCGGCCACAGGAGGUCCAAUAGGAAACUACUUGGAACUUUACGAACAAGACUACUCAAAACGAGCCGCUUGUUUCAUACACAUCACGUUCAUCAUCAACUGCUUAUGUUCAUAUCCGAUAAACUUAAUGCCAGCUUGUGACAACGCAGAGAUGGUGUACACGACCAAGAGACACAAGCCUUGCUCCGUCUUUGUCCGGAUGAUGUUUCGUGUGUUCUUGUGUUUGGUUUGUUUCUUUGUAGCCGUUGGAUUCACGUUCUUGCCUUAUCUUGCGGUUCUUAUUGGAGCUAUAGGCUUGCUGGUUACGUUUACGUACCCGUGUUUCAUGUGGAUCUCUAUUAAACAGCCCCAAAGGGAAAGCCUUAUGUGGUGGUUCAACGUAUCGGUGGGAAGCAUAGGGGCAUCUUUCAGUGUUUUGUUUGUGGUUGCCUCGGCUCUGCGCUUGGCUGAUAAGGGUUUACAUGCAAAGUUCUUCAAUCCCUGAAGUAUUCUGUCACAGGAUGUUCAAUUAGGAACCUAAUGACCACUAGGCAUGGAGAUUAAGAAAACGGCAGCGUAUUGAAUCUCCACCAACAUUUCAACUCUUUUAUUUACACAAAAAGAUAACAAAAUCAUUAUAUUUUAUGGAUAAAAAUUAACGGAAAUAAUUGAAUUUUGUAAUUAUGAUUAUUCAAAGAUUUCUCUCAAAAAAGGAAAUAAUGAUUAUCGAUCAAAUAUAGUAGUAUAAAGAAAUUAAUUACAACCCUAUUUAUAUUGAUCAAACCUUCACAUGUAUAUAUCUCAUCAAAAUAAUUUAAUCAUCCCUAAUAAACAUAAAGAACUGAUUUCGCUGCUGAUUUUCUAUUAAUGAUCAGAGCAAGACUUCAAGAAAUCAAUUUUCUUGCCAAGUUUAUCGCCAUGGAAAGUGAUGCUGCAUCUGAUGCUCGUGUAGAACUUAGUCUUGACUAAUCGGCCGAGCACAUAGGCUCGUGAUAGCAACGUAAAAGUUAAAUUCAAAGGCAAAACAACUCGGUCCGGUUUAGCUCUUUGCGCGUAUAGAGCCGGUACGCCUCCGUACAAAGGAAUUUGAAUGCCUAUUACUUUGGUCUCAAUGAGUCUCUUGGUCUUCCUUCGCUGAGAGAACUUUUCCAUCUAUUUUUUCUCACAACCAAAAAAAAAACUAAAUUAGUUCAUAAAUCAUAUAACCGGUCAGUUUAAGCAAUAAGAUGUGAAAUUGUUUACCUGGCCGGAGGCGAGGAUGAGUUGGGAAUAGCUGAGCUGGAAGGGAGAGGAGGUGACAUGGACUGUGAAGAAAGUCCCAGGGUUUUUGUAUAACAUCGUGACCGUUGAAUUUAGAGUGAGCAUAUCUGUGAGCACUCCCGAUGCGUCGUUCCCGGAUUGCACGUUCAAGCUCUCGAUUACCAUCCCCUGAAUGUACAGAAAACAUUACCAACACUUUUUCAAUUACAGUUUGUGAAAGAAAUUUAAUUUCACACAAUAUGAUUUGUUAAAGUAAACAUAUAUACAUACGGCCUGUGAGCGAAUAAUACUUAUUCUUUGUAUAUAAUACUUUUUAACAUUAUGAUACUUUGAUAAUACUUAGAAAUAUGUAUUACAUAUUCAUUUUUCCGUAAUUUUAUUUAUUAAUUCUUGAUAUUAAAUUUUCAAACUCCACAAAAUACACUAUUUGUGGCAUCAUUGUCAUUUGGUUAUCUGAUUGUGUUUGUUUUUAUGUUUUUAAUUCAUUUUUUGGAAGUUAUACUACAUGUUAAUAGAAACACAAUCAAAACGUAAAACUAAUUUCGCUUUCACACUCCACAAAAUUAUAAUUACGGAAACAGAGAAUAUUUUAUCCCUAGAGAAUUGAUCAUUUUCACAAGAGCAAAACUUAUGUCCGGAACAGUCAAAGCUCUAUGAAUUACCUUCAAAGUGACAAUAGGUGAGAAAGAUUUGGAAACUCCCCACAAAAUGAGACAGAAGAUAGUGAAGGCCAGCACAAACGUAAACAACAAGCAAGUGUAAAACCUCGUUCUCCUUCCUCUUUUCUCAUCCGAACCGUCUACUUCAUCGUAAUCGUCAUCAUCCUCGUCGAUUGGAUGGCCGUGAUCAUGCACUUGGAGACUGCUGUAUCCGUUUCUCAAUGGUCCUGAGAACCGUAGAGUCGAAGGUGACUCGGCCACAGAAUCAUGGUUGUAGUGACUGACCUGGCCCUGUCGGUUAACGGGUGAUCCGAAGGGGCUAAGACCCGAUCCGGUUGAUAUCUUUUUUUUUUGUUAAAGGGUUUUCACGCACACAAUCUUAUCCGGUUGAUAUCUUGUCUACCUACGUCUGUGUUCGGUGGGCUCUGCACAAAGUAGACUGGACUUACCGUCUGUGGCAGAGAAGAUUUAGCCGGCCACGUCGUCAUCUCUUCCUAUUAGUUAUAGGUCUUGCUUCCCAAUAAUACUUUUGAUUUGCUUUAGGAUUUUAUAAUAUUUUGGUUAUGACCUUGUAUUUAGAAGGUUGGGAAAUGUAAUGGGAAAUAAGUGCAGGAUACAAAUUUCUUUUGAGAGUAACGGAUGAUGCUGACCAAGAAAAGAAAACUAUAAUCAAGGAAACUACAAUUCAAACUUAAAUUUGAAAAUUAAAUGGCCAAUCAAAGUGUGUUUUUGUUACAAAUAACUAUUUUAUAUUAUUUUCUCUAAUAAGCUAGAUUAAAAAGUAUAUAUUUAGUACAUCGGACUAUGAAAUGUUACAUAUUUUAUGUCAUGUCUCAAAAUGCAAUUUUUUUUUGAAUUAACCACAGUGUCCGGCAAUCAAGAUCAUCUGACUAUUCUACGGAUCAUAAGAGUGCAAUGUUAAAUUAUCUGAUCGCCAACGAAAAUCGAACUGCGGUUCAUCGUAUUAUAAUUAUCCCUCAAGUAUCACUAGUCCAAAUCCGUUGGUUCUCAAAAUGCAAAUUAGAUCAUAUACAAAGCUUAAGAUUUAUAUUAUUUGGUGAAAAUUGUGGUUGGAGAUUAAACAGUCGACUGAAACGUUCUAUGUUUUUAUUUAUAGUUGAACGAAAAAUGUUAUUUCUUAGUUUGUUCCUACAUGGAAAAUACGAAUUGUCAAAUAAGCCUUUCAUCGAUUUGAACAAAUAUAUAUUUCGAAUCAAUUUCCUUACAUCAACUGCGAAUAAUAUCGUGCCUUCAAGUCCACCAUUAAAGUCGUUAAUGUUUUACUUUUGAAAAUAAAGAUUAAAAUUUUAAUAAUAAUCGUGGAAGCACUGUAGCCUAUUGAUUAAGGUUUAAAGGUUUGUACACCUAGGUCUGGGGUUCGACUAUGCAAUUUUUUGCAGAUUACAGGAAAUCCAGUUUUCAAGUCUCGGAGAAAACGAUUUAUUAAUGCAGGCUACAGAAGAAAGAUUUAGAUCUUCAUAAGACAAAUAAUAUUGUCGGUUGUCGAAUCGUCUAUGUAAUUUUUCUCAUAAAUGUAAUGUCCUAAUAAAUCAGCGUUAUAAAAAAAAUUAAUAAUCAAAAAUAGCUUUAGUGAUCCAUAACAUCUGGUUUAUUGUCAAUUUUAGACACUUAAAAAUAUUUCAUGAGCGUUCCAAAAAAAAAGAUAUUUCAUGCAAAGAGUUGGUUUGGUUUUGGUCUGGCUAUCGGACUCAGUUUAACAACUUGAUUGAUAUAUCCAGGUUUUAAGAAGUCUUUUUGCAAGUUAGCUAAGGAGCAAUGUACUUUCUGGAAUUUCCAGGGAGCUUGGACCCUUCGGUUGAUGCACAAAAAUUCUGAUCAAUACUCAAUAGUUUGUGUCUAAUGUGUUUUUUGAAAUACCUGAAGUCUGAAUUGUGUAUGACAAAGGCCUUCAAUAAUGGAUAUUUCAUUUUAUUGCACCAGUUAAACCUGAUAUACAACCAGCUUAGGCUGGCCCAGUGGUGAUUACUUUAGAGAGCUAAGAUCCCAAUACGGGAAGUUACAUGGGUUCGAUUUGCGCUAGCUAUCGAGGCAUUCAUAUUUUCUCUCCGGGAAAAUGGGCUAUCGACAACUUUUUUUAAAACCUGAUAUACAUAUAUAUAUCCUUUGAUACUCGGUGGGUUUUUCAUGAUCUUAAUGUGAAGAGUGGAGACUGGGUUUUUCAUGAUCUUAAUGUGAAGAGUGGAGACUAUGUUAAUCUUCCAACUACUAUACCCUAUAAUCGACUUAGUUUUCAGUGUUCCAAUCGCUCUUUUCUUCUUAGCUGGACUUUUGUAUCCACAUAUAUUAAUGCCCAAAUUAGUAACCAUGAGGGGAAUUUGUAUCCAGUUCAUUAAUGGAAAGUAAACGUUAUGUCAGUGCAAAGAUGUAAAUGCGGCCAGUUUUCAAGAUUCUGAGGCAAUUCUGUAUCUAAAAAAAUCUAUGAUGCAUGAAAACUCGGCUGAAGGUACGUUUCACAUUUCGGAAUCGGAAUCUUUCGAAAACUCGCAAAAACGCAUUGGAAACUCGUUUCUUAAAAAUCUCAGUUUAGAAACUUAGUGGAAACUUGCGUUUCUAUUUUGGAAACUCGCGUUUCUGUUCUGAGAACUCGCAUUUUUGUUUUGGAAACGCUAAAACUUUCCAAUUAGUUAUGAUUUAUUGUUAUGAUUUUUAUUUUAGUUAAACUAUUUAAUAUUUAAGUAUUGGAUUUUUGUUAUUUUAAAUUUUUAUAUGAUUUUGAUGUUUAAUAAUGACUUAUUUUUUCGUAUGAUUAAAUAUAAUGGAUAUUUGUUUAUUUGUAUUAUAAGAUAUAGUAAACAUAAUAAAAAUGAAUGCAAAUAUUAAUCAGUUAUAUAUAUAUAUAUAUAUUUAUAGACGUUUCUAAAACGUUUCCAAAGCAUAAAAAAUCAAAAAUCACGUUUCCACGUUUCGAAACGUUUCAUUUCAGAAUAUCCGUUUCUAUUUCCAUGCAACCUAAAACAAAACUAGUAACAUGUUUAUUCAUCUUUUAGUUCUACUAACUAAGACUUUUUAUUCUUUUUGUAAUUGAAUGCAGAGAUCUAUUACAUUUGAUGAAAUAUAGUGCAAGUUAAAAAAAAAAAUUCUUAAGUCUUAUGACAAAAAGAACAAAAAGAAACACUAUAAAAAUUCUGACGUCUGAUUUAGAGCAAAAUUUGAGACACAUAUUUACCUUAGAUUGGUCCUGCAUUAUAAAUACACUACGUACUGCAGUUUUCACGUAUAGUUUUCAGGUUAAUCUUAAACGACUAGCUGUGAUGAAUCUAGUGGUCCUAAAUUUUCAUCCAAUCAUCCUACCUUAUCUUAAACCAGUCAGAAGUAGACCAUACGUAAGGACUUUUUUUUUUUGAACAACAAGAUUCGACCAUAUACGUAAAGGACUAAUUAGCGCAAUAUUAGUCUUUUAGUGGGAAAGAUGCAUUCAACAUAAAGAAAUUGUGGGUUAUAUACUUAUAUAUUAAUAAUGUCACGGACAACACUAGUGUCAUUUGCUGAUCCAUGCCUAUCUUGUAUUAUUAAUAAUAUGUGUAUCUAAAACUUCUAUAUAUAAAGUAUCAAAAGCAUUUUCAAUGAUGGAUCUCUCAAACAUAAUCUAUCAGAUAUAAUAUAAUAAAAAUUUAAUAUAAUUUAAAUAUAUAAUUAAAUUUUUAAUAAAAAGUAAAAGAAACUUAUAUUAUUAAGAGAUUGACAAAAAAAAUUUUGAGUUUCUUAUCAUAGAUUACAAAAAGUAUA
Molecule: messenger RNA, 9977 nt
Organism: Brassica rapa (field mustard)
Lineage: Eukaryota; Viridiplantae; Streptophyta; Magnoliopsida; Brassicales; Brassicaceae
Product: lysine histidine transporter-like 7
Source: RefSeq, a predicted model, not a curated record